ACGUCUUUGCACGAGCGGGCGGCAACCAAUCAGGAGCGGCCACAGUGUGUUUGGAAACAAACGUCCUCCUCGCUGAAGUCCCGUGUGACUGCCACCAGAAACAAACUGCUAGAUUCAGCAGAGAGUCCCACAAGUUACUCUUUAGACGAGACAACUUGCGUCGCUUUUGUUCUGUCUGCUCACAGAUUGUGUGACGGGGGCUCUUCCUAUUUUUUUGACGUGUAUAGUUGUAGCGAGUAAACGGAGAUAUCGUAAGCACGAGACUACAAGGAGUGAAAGAGAGUAACGUUAAAAUGGAUGUGGCGGAUGCUCAACAAAAGAUGUUUACUCUACUUAUUAAAACGCCCAACCAGGCUCAGGAGGACCAAACCGUCGAAGGCGUGUAUCCGAACUGGACUGUAAAGGACCUGAAAACGCAUUUGGCGACUGUUUACACGACCAAACCGGCUGUGAGUGACCAGAGACUGAUCUAUGCUGGUAAACUGCUGCCCGACCAUCUACAAAUAAAAGAUGUCUUCAGACAGACUGACUGCAUUCCCACAGUGCACCUGGUGUGUGCUUUUAGGAAUCCACCCAAGGGACCUCUGGGAGCUAGACCUAAGACCAAAGAGACAGAACAGCCACAUCCCACCAGUCCGAGGCCCACGGCAGCAUCUGCUUCACCCAGUCCCAGCAGCUCCUCCUCCACGGUCCAGACUCCCAGCACACCGGAGCUGAGGCAGAGGAGGCAGACCUCUCCGACCUCAGCUGCUGCUCCAGCUCACACACAUACCCCAGUGUCUCCACCAGGAACUCCUUCAUGGCCUGCUGUUGCAGUGCCUGGAGCACCACAGAUGACCCAACCAGCCUUUCCCACCUACUCCCUGUACAGCCCUCAACAGCUGCUGUGGCUCCAGCAAGUCUACGCUAGACAGUAUUACAUGCAAUACCAAGCAGCGUUGGCAGCAGCAGGCACCGUCCCCGCUGCACCACCUACAACCAUCGGCCAGUACCCUCCUGUUCCCGCCCACCAAGUACCUGUCCCAGCCGUCCCAGCCGCCUUAGCCAAUCAGCCAGCGAAUCCGAACCCAGCGCAGGACGCCGCUUUCAUCAACCCUGGUGAGGCCAACCAGAACAUGCGGAUGAACGCGCAGGGCGGGCCCGUAGUGGAGGACGAUGAGGAUGUGGAACGCGAUUGGCUGGACUGGUUGUACUCAGCUGCAAGAUUUGGCGUUCUGCUCAUGAUCGUGUACUUCAACUCCAACCUGACUCGCUUUCUGCUGGUGAUGAGCACCCUCCUCCUCAUGUACCUACACACUGUUGGUUGGUUUCCCUUCAGAAGGCCAGUGCAGGUCCAGGAACCCAACCUUGUGCAGCCCCCUGAAGUCCAGCACAACCAGCUGAAUGAGAACAGGAACCAAAACCCAAAUCCAGCUGACGAGCUUGCUGCCAGACAAAGGGAGGAACCUGCUGCUGCAGCAGACGGAUCAGAUGGACAAGAACCAAUGACGGCAGUUUUAGUGCCUCCUCACCGGGUGUCAGUCAUGUGGACCACCUGGGUUUUCUUCAAAACCUUCUUCUCCUCCCUCAUACCUGAGGUUCGUCAGGGUGUGGCCAACUGACCACCUAGGGCAGAUGAUUGAUGCUGGAGAUGCUUAAAAGCUGGUGGAAGGAAAAGGAAAACAUCUGGAGCUGUCAAUUCAAGAAUAAAUAAAACCAAGGCUCUUGUAGGUGUGCAUGUCAACAAUGACUGGGAUCUCCCUAUAGAGACAGAAUCUUGGACUAGUAGAGAUAAUUGCUCUUCCUUUUGAGUGAAAAACACAAAAUUAAAACACCAGCAAAAGAAAGCAGUGCCAGACCCUUGAAUUUACCCAAAUGUGGCCUGGAAACAAAGGACACGAAGGACUAGAUACAUCAGUCACAUUUUUAACCAUAAGAAAUUGUUUUUGGGAUACCAAUCCUGACCAAACAGCUUGUGUUGGUUUUUACCCCUCCCCAAGGUGUUUUUCUGUGUGACAAGGCCUUCUCCAUGAAACAACAGUAGGUGGCAGCUGAGGGUAAAAAACAAACCUGUUAGCUGACGCUGUUGGACUACUGUGCCUAAAUGAUUCUUCCUGUGAGGAGAUUUAUGUACAUGGGCUUUCUGAUCCCAUAGGAUUCCAAAUCAGCUUGUCUUGAGUUUUCAUAUUGAAGAAUAUGAUCCAGAUGGAUACUCACACAAUUAGAAGGAUUAUAUGAGCCAUGCUCAGUUGAAGUGAAAAUUCACACACAGACAGAAUUGGUUCUGUAUCUUAUGGCUAUCCAAAUCUAAAUUGUGUAGAGGGUUGGAUUUUUUCCAUACAAACUGUCCACACGCUGUGUUUGAUAGGAAAGAUGUUGUGUCCCAAAAGGAUUUGCGCUGAAUUUAUAGCAUUCAGAUAUUUUACUUGUUUUUUUUAAUCACCCUUUUCAAAGUAGGUUAUUAAAAAUUUGAUUUUGAAUUUCUGUAUUCAUAACAUACACAUUCACAAAAACGAUAUACAGUUGCUCAAAUUCAGUUGGUCUUGUUCGGUAUAGAAAUUCAAGUUAAGUCUAAAGUAUGUUUCUCAAAUUUAUCAGUUCAAUUAAGACCACAGAUUCAGAUUAUUUUGGCCUUUCUUUGCUUCCGUACACUGUGUAGUGUACAUUUCACAGCCUGCAUGCUAGCACAAACUGACCAUGACUUUAACUUCAGUUCAUGAACAAAACUUGACGAGGAGAACAAAAUCCUAAUCGUGAACAAAAAUCAUGAUUCAGUCAUGUUGAAAAUAACAUCGUACCCCUCAUAUGACUUUUCUAUACUAGUUCUGUUGUGGGUGGAUUUUCCUGUUAUUGAGCACCAGGUGAUGGUGAUUGUGACCAAAUGCAAAUUAGACUACUUCUUUCUGCCAAAUCGUUUUCUGUAAAAUAGUGAUGUUGCCACGUUAAAAAAGUUUUGUAAAUAUACCAUAUGUACACAAAGCACUUUACAACACGUAUCUUAUGCAAGCUUCUUUACAUAUAGAGGGUUAUGAUUUAUUAUUCUUCAUGGGAAUAUUUCUAAUAUAAAUAUAAUGCCUUAAUGCAAAGCGUUCAGAGGUGGGCUUUUUGUUUUUUUCAGAGAAGGGACUGCGUUUAAUUUUCCGGUCAAGUCUAAAAUCCCUAUAAAACCAAUCAGUUAAAGGUCAAAUCAGUGUCAUUUGAUUUACAGCUAAUAUUGCUUGAGAAAAAGUUUUAAUUAUUUAUUAUGCUGGAAACCAUCUUUAGAAUAUGCUAACCUCUCAGCUGGCCUGUAAGCCCUCUCUAUAGUGUUGUCUUUGCUCGCAGGGAUUGCUUUCUGACAUUAUUUUGCUGUCACAGGUCUUAACCUCAUUUAGUCAGCCUUCCAAAUAUAAACUAAAUGCAGUGUUAUGAAGCUACACAUCAUUCCUCCUGUGCUGUCACUAUUUAAGCAUUUUCAUCUCAUCAUUUUGAUUGAGAAAAAUUCACUUUCACAGAUCAAGUGCACAAAUGAGGAUUUGUUACUGGUCACUCUACCCAAGUCAUCAAAAUUAUGUUCUGCUAUUAAGUGACUUGAGAUAUUAUGCAUUUAUUAACUGACUGUAAUCGGUGCAUGUUUUAUCGAGCUAUAACGAGGAAUAAGUGGGUUUUACUAUCUUCUCUUAACAAUGUCGCUGUGGAUUACGCCUGGAGUGAAACGUCCCUCUUCUUGUAAUCCAGUCUAUUUUGUGUGCAGCAUUAGCCCCUGCUGUAAAGUUAGCACUCUGACCGUAGUCUGUGACAGUGGUCACCAUGUAGAACGGGAUAUUUUAAUGUUAAGACAAGCUUUUCUUAUAUUUUGUCUGUCUUUGUGAGAGAAUGACAAUAAUGGAUGCAAUAAAUGUUCUUAACUUUAA
This is a messenger RNA of Micropterus dolomieu (smallmouth bass), 3872 nucleotides long. RefSeq names its product homocysteine-inducible, endoplasmic reticulum stress-inducible, ubiquitin-like domain member 1 (gene herpud1). Lineage: Eukaryota; Metazoa; Chordata; Actinopteri; Centrarchiformes; Centrarchidae. The coding region runs from base 294 to 1601 and encodes 435 amino acids. Gene Ontology annotation, biological process: endoplasmic reticulum unfolded protein response; endoplasmic reticulum calcium ion homeostasis; ubiquitin-dependent protein catabolic process. The transcript is spliced from 8 exons. The record is from RefSeq and is a predicted model, not a curated record. Gene Ontology annotation, cellular component: endoplasmic reticulum membrane. Gene Ontology annotation, molecular function: transmembrane transporter binding.